GUUGGCCGCACCGGAAGCGGGAAGAGCUCGUUGACCCUCGCGCUUCUGCGAUGCAUCUUGACAGAGGGUAAGGUCUACUACGACGGUAUACCCACGGACUCGGUCAACCUCGAUGCUCUCCGCUCUAGCAUCACCAUCAUCCCACAGACGCCCGAGCUUCUCAGCGGGACCCUUCGGCAGAACCUGGAUCCCUUUGAGCAGCACGAUGAUGCGGUGCUCAACGACGCCUUGCGUGCAGCCGGCCUCUUC
Postia placenta MAD-698-R-SB12 is the source of this 249-nucleotide messenger RNA. RefSeq lists its product as hypothetical. Lineage: Eukaryota; Fungi; Basidiomycota; Agaricomycetes; Polyporales; Adustoporiaceae. The annotation marks the transcript as partial. The transcript is spliced from 3 exons. Gene Ontology annotation, cellular component: membrane; fungal-type vacuole. Gene Ontology annotation, biological process: transmembrane transport. The record is from RefSeq and is a predicted model, not a curated record. Gene Ontology annotation, molecular function: ABC-type peptide transporter activity; ATP binding; ATP hydrolysis activity.